Molecule: messenger RNA, 1665 nt
Organism: Octopus bimaculoides (California two-spot octopus)
Lineage: Eukaryota; Metazoa; Mollusca; Cephalopoda; Octopoda; Octopodidae
Product: T-cell activation inhibitor, mitochondrial
Cellular component (GO): mitochondrion
Source: RefSeq, a predicted model, not a curated record
ACUGCUUAAAACAACAGCAACAACAUAGAACUAGAGAGAAAAAUAAAUGGCAUCACUAAAUUAUAUCACAUAAAAAGAAAUACUUCCUAACAGCUUCCUGAAAACAUGUUUACAAAAAUGUUAAGAGUACUUUCAUCCAAGAAACACCUCUGCUAUCAUUUGUGUUCAAAAGUAAAACGAAAUAUGAACACUAGUGAAGUGGCUGCUGCACUCCGUCCUUUCUAUUUUGCUGUUCACCCCGACAUGUUUGGACAAUAUCCCAAAGAAAGGUCUACCAAUGAAGACUCAUUAAAGAAACUAAAUGAAUAUGUUUCAUCUCUGCAUACACUUGGUUAUGCUCGUCCAACUAAAGUUAAGUUCUACUUGAAGAUUACAGAUGAUAAUGAAGGGUCUCCAGAGUUUUCUCUUUCAGUUUUCAAAGAAAUUCAUAUUUCUUUGCUUUCUCGUGACCUGAAAACAACUGUCAAAACUAUUUUAAAGACUUGCAACUUACCUCUGGAUUAUGUUGAUCAUGUUGCGAAUCAGAGCAAAAUCAACACAAAUUCUCCUGUAUACAAACCCCUGGAUACAUCAAUAGUCAUGAAGCCUAACCCUCAAAUAAGUUUACAAAUGUGGUUGGAAAAGAACAGUCAGGAAAUCCAGAGGCUGUCUCUGGCAACUUUAGCCAUUCAAGAUGAAAUUGACCGUCUUAGCCUUGUUCUAAAGGAAAAGUUAAAACUCCGAGAACUUCGAUGGGAUAGUGCAUGGGGAAAUAUCCAUUUCCGAGCUUGUUUAAAGAGCUUUGAUCGUCUAUAUGCUGAAAAUACCAUCAAAUUUGAAAGCAUUCUUAAAGAUAGAAUAUUGGUAUUUGCAAGUUCUACUGGCGUAAAUCUUCAUGGUGAAAUCAUCAUCAGUACUGAGCAUGUUCCAACAUUUUGGUUGUCUCUCUUCAAUAAUGUUCGAGCUUAUGAUCCCGUCCUGGCAAGAUUACCUCAUAUGGAGAAAGAACUGUCACAACUCAUGAACAAUAUUCAAAUUGUGCGUCGACAGAGAAAACAUACAACCUUAAUGGCUGAGCAAUAUGAAGAACUCUUGAACAAGUUAAUCAACUCACUUCGCAAAUGCCAGUUAGAAGCCAGUUUAUAUUUCUUGAAAGAAGACCUUUCAGAUUUUGAAUUAGUCUUGGAAUGCCAGUCUGGUCCAUUUGCAGUAUCACCCACUGGUCAGUUCCUAAUACCUGGAUCAUGUCCUGGAUCUCUUGUUAUUGAAUUCAUUAACAAAAACAAAGCAUUGGCUAAACAACUUUUAGCACAGGCACUCAGGUUACUCGAAAUGGAAAGAAUUGCACAUGCAAAAUGCUUGAAAGAAUUUAAUUUUUCCACGUUAAAAAAAGACGACACAAUAUCCCAUUAUCAAAUGGUUAAUUUUUGUACUCGUCUAUUAGAGAAAAAGGAUAACCUAAACAUAUUAAAGUCCAUGAACAAUUUACACAUUCAGGUUUCCCAUUACUAUUCUGUGAUGCAAGAUGGCCGAAUAUGUAUACCUUGGGACUGGACAUUAUGAAACUAUAGUUAUUUAAAACAAAACCUCCUUUGGAGAUGUAUAGUGUAAAAAAGAACCUUUAGAAAAGACUUAACUUUGCAAUUGAUGUUGAAAUGUUUAAUUAAAUAUUUUUUGUAAAUGUCA